UCCCCAUCUUGGCAGCACCCUUCGUCUCUCUCGCGAGCUCCUGAGCAUCUUCUCUUCUGCUGUAUUGCUCUCUCUCUCUCUCUCUCUCUCUGUCUCUCUCUGCGUGUGAAUUGCCUCUCUACUGUCGGAGCCGCGACCCUCAACGGUGAAUGGUGAUCUAGCCCUGUGACAACAGUUCGAGCUGAUUUGGAUGCCAUUGAUCUGGUAACAAAAUUCGAGCUAGCGAUGUCAGUUUUAAAUCUGCAGAAGCCCCAGUUUCCGAGACCCUUCUCUUCAGUUCCAACCUGUCCUUUGUCUUUGACAAGCUACCUCCAGUUGCCAUUCUCUCGAAGUAUUCGAUUCCCAAAAAAGCUGAAUUGUCUUUCACCUUCUUCUGGAUCCUCACCAGCAUGGCAAAAGGACAUCAUUGAUGAAGAACAUAUAAUUGGUGACUGUGUUGUAUUUGAAGAUGGUAUUUUCGAAGACCCAUACCUCCAAGGUGAAACCGACCUUGACAACUUUGUUCCACCUAAACGCAAAGGCAAAAAGAGGUUAAAUGAAGUUGAAACUGAAAACUUAGUGCCAGAAAGUUGGAGAGAGGUGCAAGCAGAGAUUAACAUUACAAAGAAAGAUAGGCGCAAGAUCGCACAGGAAUUAGAGUUUGGUCGCACAGUCGAGAAGAGAAAACAAGGUUAUGUGCCUUUAAGGACUGUGAAUUUAGAAGAAUAUAAAACUUACAAAGAGGCGAAGAUGGCACAGUUGAAUCCAGUAGUUCUUGACAGUCCUUCUAGUUUUCCAGUGAAAGAAGUGGGUAAUGCAGGUGCAGAAAAAGAGUUGCUAAGUGAAAGAGCAGCGCCACGGAAUCCAAGAUGGGAAGUUUAUGGGAGGGGCUUGGAGGAUGUUACUGAAUUUUUCAAUAGUGGAAACUAUGAACCUGGUAAAAAACCUGAAGGUCCGCGCAAGCUGUUUACUAAGGAAGAAAAGGUUCUGCUGAACAGACGGAUUCCUAACCUGGUUGUUGCCACAUCUGACAAAUGGCUACCCCUGCACACAUUGGCUGCAUCGGGAGAGUUUUACCUUAUGAAUGCUUUGCUGAAACACAAUGUUGAUAUCAAUGCUGUAGAUAAGGAUGGUUUGAGUGCACUCCACAAAGCAAUUAUAGGCAAGAAGCAGGCAAUUAUGAACUAUCUUUUGAGAGAAUCUGCUAAUCCAUUUAUUAGCGAUAAGGAAGGGGCUACAUUGAUGCACUAUGCUGUCCAAACAGCAUCGAGUCAGGCGAUAAAGAUUCUUCUAUUGUACAACAUUGACAUAAACGUCCAGGAUAAUGAUGGAUGGACACCAUUGCAUCUUGCUGUCCAAUCUCGACGAACUGAUGUGGUGAGACUUUUAUUAAUCAAGGGAGCUGAUAAGACAAUAAAAAACCAGGAUGGUAUGACUCCACUCGACCUUUGUCUACAUUCUGGUCGAGACUUGAGGACUUACGAGCUCAUCAGGUUACUGAAGCAGCUUCCCAAGUCGCGCUUAUUAUGCCGUGAAAGCGCUGAAGCUCUCGGUCUUGAGGGUGGUCCUUGAAGAUGUCUUCCUCAGGAAAGAGGCAAAAGUACAAAAUGCACAUACAUCGCAGGCCACGAGUACAGGACCGGCAAAUGGCAAAGUCAGCUUGCUCUUCGAAAGUGAAGCGAAGAAUCGUACAACUAACUUCAGCCGAUAACCGCCGGGCAAACGUUCCCAGGAAACCUUUGUGCUUGUGCAGGAGCAGGAUGGUAGCGACAGUUGCUCUACAUCAAUGGACAAGUCGAAGAGAGAACUAUUCUUCUUGAUACCUAGUGAGAUGCUGCCGAGACUUAAACGCACAUGUUCUUAUCUAAUGUAAUGGUUCUUAGCAUUCGAGCACCAAUGUGCAUCUCGGGCAUUCAAAGGGUGGUAUGAAAUAAUCCGACAUGUCGGAUAGGGAAGAGUUGUCUACCUUGUCCAAUCAGACAGUAGUGCGUCAUACGCUGUUGUUUAUUCUGUCGUUGUUAAAGUCGCCCGGUUGGCUCGUGCAAGAAUAGAAUAAGUACAUGACAGAUCAUCUUUCCGUUUAUAAA
Molecule: messenger RNA, 2066 nt
Organism: Syzygium oleosum
Lineage: Eukaryota; Viridiplantae; Streptophyta; Magnoliopsida; Myrtales; Myrtaceae
Product: ankyrin repeat domain-containing protein, chloroplastic
Exons: 8
Coding region: 226-1551 (441 amino acids)
Biological process (GO): protein targeting to chloroplast
Cellular component (GO): chloroplast outer membrane
Molecular function (GO): protein binding; chloroplast targeting sequence receptor activity
Source: RefSeq, a predicted model, not a curated record